UUACAAUCGUGAUUUUCUGAAGUAUUUGUGGCUUUUAUUAUUUUACUAAUAACAACCGAUUCGUUCUGAUUUACUAAAGUGAUUUUAUUUGUAAUGUGUAAUAUGUAUUACGCAUUAUACACAAAAUUAUAGAAUAUUUAAUUAUGAAAUUCUCUUCCAAUUCCGUGUGUACAGAAACAUAAACCAUAUCUGUUGAGGAGAUCACCUCAGCAGCUUAAAAACAUAAUUGAAAUCGGUAGACUUAGUAUAAUUAAUUUUAAAAUGAAUGUAUUUAUUUCUGUAUUAAAAUGUAUAAAUCAAUACGGCAUUAAACAUUAAAGGUAUCAUUAGUUUAAAUCGGUCAGCAGGGCUAAAUGUUUUCUGUGUACUACGUCACUUUUAGCCCUUCUUGGAAGGCACGUAUUUUUUGCGUACUACGUCAUCCCCUCUUCCCCUUAGUAACCCUCACGGCGUCUCGGAGGCAGAAUCACAAGAUGGGUUUGUUAUCAAUUUUACGCAAACUCAAAAGUACCCCCGACCAGGAGGUGCGGAUAUUGCUUCUGGGGUUGGACAACGGUGGCAAGACCACCUUACUGAAACAGCUGGCAUCUGAGGACAUCACUCAUAUUACUCCAACACAGGGUUUCAAUAUCAAGAGCGUCCAGUCGCAAGGAUUCAAAUUAAACGUGUGGGAUAUCGGUGGUCAGCGAAAGAUUAGACCUUACUGGAGGAACUACUUUGAGAACACAGAUGUACUGAUUUACGUUAUUGAUAGUGCAGACCGUAAAAGAUUUGAGGAAACCGGACAGGAGCUGGCUGAGUUACUUGAUGAAGAAAAGCUCAGUGGCGUCCCGGUUCUAGUGUUCGCAAAUAAGCAGGACCUGCUCACGGCAGCCCCCGCAUCCGAGAUAGCCGAGGGUUUGAAUUUGCACACUAUCAGAGACCGAGUGUGGCAGAUCCAGUCCUGUUCUGCCCUCACAGGAGAAGGAGUCCAGGAUGGCAUGAACUGGGUCUGCAAGAGUGUGAACGCUAAGAGGAAAUAGAGCUGUUUUCCGAGCAGGAGGGAAUAUAGUCAUGACUUUGAAAAAACUGUCAGUAGGUAUAAGAAAUGAAGGCAUCCCUUCAAAACUAUUUAAAUUCACUUUUGCCUCUCUUUUUGGGCCUGUUUGGUCCAAUACAAUGAGUUCAAAUUAAUAGUAUCCUUUCACUAGUCUUUUAAACUCAAAAUUAAGAAUGUACAUCCAUUUUCUUUAGUACACUUCAAAUCUUAAUUCAUUCUGCCUUCAUUUCUUGAGAUGAAUGACUUGUGUUUUUAUAUUGAAUGUUAUAGUUAUUUAGAGGAUUUUGUUACCGAGACAUUUAAAAAGUGACAGACUUCAUCAUUCAGUUCAGCCAUUGUCCUUCCAUACUGGCACUAUUCACUGAUACAACACUCUUGUUACUCCAUCUAAGGUCAUAUUUUUAUAAGUUUUCCUGAGAGUAACAGAGAUAAGAAUUACGGUACCCAAAUACAACAUACAACAAACAUCAGUAUAUAAAAAAUAAAAGGGGACCAUCAAUAGGAUGUUUUUGAUAAUUAAAUGUAAAUAAUGUCCAAAUAGCAAAUUAUUUUCUGCAUAUAUAUAUACUGUCAAAUUUUACAAAUCCAGCAUUUAAGGAUUUCUUAGAGCUCUAUAAUGUAAGUGGCCUGUACAGCUGUAAUCUAUACAUUGACGAGUACAAGAGGACGUCUGUCGUCAUCACAUCAAGAUUAUUUCUGUAGCUUCUCUGAAUGUCGUGAUGUGUGUGAAAAAUAAUGUGAGUAAAAUACUGAAAACAUG
Molecule: messenger RNA, 1799 nt
Organism: Onychostoma macrolepis
Lineage: Eukaryota; Metazoa; Chordata; Actinopteri; Cypriniformes; Cyprinidae
Gene: arl3b
Product: ADP ribosylation factor like GTPase 3b
Exons: 6
Coding region: 354-1022 (222 amino acids)
Biological process (GO): cilium assembly
Cellular component (GO): cytoplasm; microtubule cytoskeleton
Molecular function (GO): GTPase activity; GTP binding
Source: RefSeq, a predicted model, not a curated record